AAUCGCUGCAGACGAACGAAGAAGACGACUAACGUAUACAGAGGCGAUAUGAGCAAGAAGAAGCAGCCGCAGUUGCCGUCGCAGGGGAAGCCGGAGAUCGAGAAAGUGAAGAAGAGAGUGAGAUUUGCAGAUACGGAACCGGUGAUAAUCGCCAUUGACAGAGAGGAGCGGAGUACAGAGGAGGAAACAGAGAAGAAAGUGGUUAGAAUUACGGUGAAAUUGACGAAGCAAGAAGCGAAUCGGAUGCUUUCGAGAUGCUCCAAUGGCGGCGUUCUAGAAUUCGGAGAUGUUGCGAGUGAGCUCAUGCGGAUUCCUGCGGCUCGCGUUAGCUCUUCUAUGGUAGUCAAUUGAAUUUUCCCCUCUUAUGUUCUUCUUGGAGAACUUCUAGGGUUUUCGGAAA
This is a messenger RNA of Cucurbita pepo subsp. pepo (vegetable marrow), 400 nucleotides long. NCBI's taxonomy places the organism in Eukaryota, Viridiplantae, Streptophyta, Magnoliopsida, Cucurbitales, Cucurbitaceae. The record is from RefSeq and is a predicted model, not a curated record.